Molecule: messenger RNA, 1734 nt
Organism: Parnassius mnemosyne (clouded apollo)
Lineage: Eukaryota; Metazoa; Arthropoda; Insecta; Lepidoptera; Papilionidae
Source: the annotation of a GenBank genome assembly
AUGGACAGUGGCGGUGAUAGUGGUAAUAAAAAGGUGGAAGAUGUAACAGUGCAGAAGAAGGAGCUUCCGUCGAACUUACAGAAAAUCUGUCUCGUCUGCGGAGACAAAGCUUUAGGCUAUAAUUUUAAUGCAAUCUCAUGUGAGAGUUGCAAGGCGUUUUUUAGACGUAAUGCAUUAGCCACUAAGGAAUUUAAGUGUCCAUUUACUAAUAACUGUGAGAUUACUGUUGUAACGAGGCGUUUUUGCCAGAAAUGUCGACUGGAGAAAUGUCUAGCGGUUGGAAUGGUGAAGGAAUUCAUUAUGUCAGAUGAGGAUAAAGCUGAAAAGAGACGAAAGAUAGAAGAGAACAGAGCGAAGAAACGCCAGCUCUGCGAUCCAGAUGAUGCAGUUAGCAGCUCUAAGAAUUUUAAACGGGAUGAUGAUGUAAAUACUUUGAGUAAUUCAAAUUAUGUCACGCCAAUGCAAGAGGCAUCCAUAGUUCAGUAUGAUGUCCUCAACAGUACAACAUGCAGUCCAAACAGCACAGUUCAGUCACCUUUAAGCAAUGACUUGGAUAAUUCUAUUAAUUCCCCACCUGUAUAUCAUCAGUAUGUUCCAGUCCAAAAUGCAGAAAUUCCCUAUACAAUGAAGGUUUAUCCAAUAGAUGAGAAAACUGUUAUCAAUAAUACAGUUUAUGAACAAAGGGUCAUGGACCAAUAUGUGUGUGAUAGUGUGGACAGUUUGUACUCGGAACCGCCUAAACAAAAUAGUAUAAGGUCAAUACUAACAAAUGGAGACGCAACAAUAUAUAGAGAAGCAAAACCACAACAUAUCUGUGAGGAAAUGCCUUCCACCAGCAAUAAUCCUGAUGUUAACAAAGCCAGAGACAUACUACAGGAUGUGGAAAGAAUAGAACCGAAUUCAAUGGAGUCAAUAUUAUGUGAAGCAAUAAAGUUAGAGUUUGAAGCUUACACCUCGGUCAACUCUUGCAGCGGAUCUUCUAGAGAGCUUAAUGAAGUGGAACGUGCAAAAUUGAAUGAAUUGAUCGUCGCCAACAAGGCACUACACGCGCCUAUAGACGAUGACGUAUCGCAACUGAUCGGUGACUCAGCUAGUACCGCAGGACUAAAGACAGGCGACGGCAAACAUGAUCCGAGACUGAUAACAAUAGUGAACCUUACCGCUGUCGCAAUAAGGCGCUUUAUCAAAAUGGCGAAGAAAAUUAACGCUUUCAAGAAUAUGUGCGAAGAGGAUCAGGUAGCUCUUCUAAAAGGCGGCUGCAUAGAGAUGAUGGUCCUUCGGAGUACAAUGACUUAUGACGGACAAAGGAAUCAGUGGAAGCUCCCGCACAGCCAGAAGCAGUUCGGCAGCAUCCACACGGACGUGCUGAAGCUGGCCAAAGGCGACGUGUACCGCUCGCACGAGGCGUUCGUGCGCUCGUUCGCGGCGCGCCUGCGCACGGACGAGCACGUGAUCCUCAUCAUGUGCGCCAUCCUGCUGUUCACGCCGCAGCGUGCGCGCGCCGUGCACCGCGACGUCAUCAAGCUCGAGCAGAACUCCUACUAUUAUCUCCUACGGAGGUACCUAGAAAGUAUAUACCCAGGUUGUGAAGCAAAGUCUACGUUCCUUAAACUAAUACAGAAGAUUUUGGAACUUAGGAAGCUCGCUGAAGAACUAACAGGGGUGUAUUUGGACGUUAACCCAAUAGAGCCAUUGUUAAUGGAGAUAUUUGACUUGAAGCAUCACGCUGCAUGA